GAACUGUGCGGACUAAAAGAAAAAAAAAACCUGCAACAUUCAGUGUGUCGGUUCCGGCGGUUGCGUGCGAUUGUAAAAUACGAAUCUGUCGGCAUAGCGAUACGCGUCGUAUAAUUAUUAUUGUCCUCUGUGAACAGUUUUAUUCGUUUCGUGACGACUGCGCUCCACCGCUGCCGGAGAGAAUUCCGUCACAACAACAUUGUCGUCGUCGUUUUCCGUUUGGUCGUGUCCGAUUUACAACGGCGUACAGUGCGCGAGGAGUUCAGCAGCUGACGCGACCCGCGAGAACAAAGACUCGACAAAGCCGGAUCAAGAAUGUAUACCAAACGGGAAAUCGAUAAAAUGCUCAACAAGGCUUUUUUUAAACAAUGUUCAGUUUCUUCAGUAAAAUUAAACGAAGAAGACAUUCACAAUUAUAAAUUGAGCUUAAAAAAGAAUAAAGAUAAUUAUAGCAAUGAACCGGCUAAGAAAAAACCUAAGCUGGAUACAAAUAAAAAAGAUGAUACUGAGGAGGUACCCAUAGUAAUUAAUUACGAAGAAUCAACUGAGUCAUCAAAGUCUCCAGCUAAUAAUGUAAUUUAUAAAAUCCCGAACGUUAAACCUAGGAAAACCAAGUCUUCUUCAGCUAAAAAUAUAUUUAAAAAAAACGAGGUCAUUGAUCCUAGUAUAACCAUGCCUGCAUCAAAACCAAAACAGGGAAUAGCUUCUACUAGUACUAAGGAGGUACCAAUAGUAAUUGAUGACGAAGAAUCAACCGAAUCAUCAAAUUCUUCAGCUAAUUAUGUAUUUCAAAAAAAUCAGGCCAUUGAUCCUAGGAAAACCAUGUCUUCAUCCAAAUCUAAAAACGAAAUUGCUUCUACGAGUACUGAGGAGGUACUCAUAGUAAUUGAUGACGAAGAAUCAACUGAACCAUCAAAUUCUUCAGCUAAAAAUCUAUUUAAAAAAAACGAGGUCGUUGAUCCUAAGAUAACCAUGCCUGCAUCAAAACCAAAACACGGAAUAGCUUUUACUAGUACCGAAGAAGUAACCAUAGUAAUUGAUGACGAAGAAUCAACCGAAUCAUCAAAUUCUUCAGCUAAUUAUGUAUUUCAAAAAAAUCAGGCCAUUGAUCCUAGGAAAACCAUGUCUUCAUCCAAAUCUAAAAACGAAAUUGCUUCUACGAGUACUGAGGAGGUACUCAUAGUAAUUGAUGAUGAAGAAUCAACUGAAUCAUCAAAUUCUUCAGCUAAAAAUCUAUUUAAAAAAAACGAGGUCGUUGAUCCUAAGAUAAUCAUGCAUGCAUCAAAACCAAAACACGGAAUAGCUUUUACUAGUACCGAAGAGGUACCCAUAGUAAUUGAUGACGAAGAAUCAACCGAAUCAUCAAAUUCUUCAAAUGUAUUAGCGAAAAUCUCGGUCAUUGAUCCUAGGAAAAUGAUGAAUGACGAUAAAUAUAUAUGGUACAUCAACGUAUUUUUGGAUAAAAAACCAGUCAGUACCUCUGAUAAGACUGUUAAAAGUGCUUUAAAUGAAAAUUUUAAGUUAAUUGAAAUUGAAAAAUUAUAUAAAAAGUAUUAUAGUAAGUUCGUACAAGAUACCAUUGUGGUUAUUGCUAAUUUAUACAUCAUAUAUGCAAUGACAUAUAUACGAUACGUAGCAAAACUUAGAACAUCGUUGGAGGAUAAAUCUGAAGCUGAAAAACUAAAAAAAACGUAUGAUGCCAAAUUAUUUCACGAAAAACAAACAAAAAUUUUGGAAAAAAAGGUGAAGAUCAAUUUAACAAACGUCGUUUCAUUAUUUUUUGAAUCAGAUUUUGAAAAAGCAUUUAAAAUGUUUUUUCUAAGUAUAUUAACUGUAGUUAGAGUUUUAAAGCAGCCAAAAUUCUGGAAAGGCGACAUAUUCAAAAAUUUGUCACAAUUUUUAUUGAAUUGUUUGAAAAACUAUGAAUUAAACGAUUCUAGAGUUUUUUCGAUGUUACAGUCCAAUGAUUUUCGAUUAGACUGCAUCAAUAUUAUGUUGGAGAUUGAAGGUAGUAAGGAUAAUGACCCUGGAAUCACUGAUCGCUUAACAUUGUUUUUCGUAACAUCAGUAAACAGCCAGAAAUAUUUUCAAAAAAUUGUUGAUGCUAUCGUCAGUGAAUCUGAGGUAGACCUAGAAAUAUUAAUCGAUGAGGCAUCUUUUCAAUGUUGCGUUAAUUCAAUGUUUAAAGAUCCUAUAUAUCCAUCAAAUGUCCAAGAAUCCAUUGACGAAUUACCAGUAACAAGUACUAUUCAAAUCCCUAUCAACUCUGAUGAACAACACAGCGUCAUAGCUAAAAGUCCAGAUGGAACAUUCCAAGAUAUACCCGGGCUAAAUCGUAAAAAGUCCCAAACCAUUGGUAAUACCGCAGUAGAAUCGUCGACUGUAACAAACCAGCCAUUAACGAAGUCAUCCCAUGAAUCACGCACUCAGGAAGUUUGUUCUGAAACGUAUACCCCUAAAGUGAUUCAAAUUACACGUGUGAAGUCGGUGCACUCAACUCAAAAUAACAAUACCGUGGCAAACCGGCCUACAGCUAAAGGUCUCAAUAUUGCAGUUCAUGACCAACAAGUUGGGCCAUCAAGUCGAUUGCAAAUACCUAGCAAUAGUGUUGGUACUGACAACAAAUUUUCUAAGAUACCAUUUCUCAAAUGCUUCUUGAACUCUUGUAAAAACAAUGUAAAUUUAAUGUGCAGUCAUUGUAAAGUGGUGAAAUACUGUUCUCGUGCGUGCCAAAAACGUCACUGGUACUUAGAGCACAUUUAUCGCUGCGAUGAACUGCUAAAAAAAAGGAAACAACUCCAAAAAUCUCGCCUAUAAAAUUAAUUUAACUUAAAUUUAUUUUAAGUUCAAAGUUUUCAUAAAAAUAUUUCUAUUUUGAUUUUUCCAAAAAAUGGAUUACGCCACAGGACUGUUACCUUUUUGCGGUGCCGUGGAGUCCUUUACAUCUUUAAAAUUACUUUAUCCGUAUUAUAAAUCUUGUAAGUCUUCCUACCAAUCCUUAUUUAAUAUAAAACAAACAAAAUGUUCUAAUUUUACUAUAUUUGAAAAAAAACAAAUAUGUGAUUCUUAAUUUAUAAUACUAUUAUGUCAUACCUGCCUGUAAUUUAUUAGGCAUAUUGUCUUUACUUGAUUCACUACUAUUAAUAAUUUUUAUCUUGUAAUAUUAUAUGUCUAAUAUUGUAAAAUGG
Molecule: messenger RNA, 3188 nt
Organism: Acyrthosiphon pisum (pea aphid)
Lineage: Eukaryota; Metazoa; Arthropoda; Insecta; Hemiptera; Aphididae
Exons: 6
Coding region: 316-2817 (833 amino acids)
Source: RefSeq, a predicted model, not a curated record